AUGAGAAAGGAGCCCAAGGGAGAGAGAAAGAAACGCAAGGAAAGAAACAAAGAAAAGCCAAGGAGACAGAAGCCACAAAGGGUCCAAGAGGGCUGUGCUGAAGGAAUGACCCUAAGGAUGCUCUGGGCUGGACGGGCCAAGGGGACCCUGGGAAGCCAGGGGAUCAUCUGCUUGGUGAUGUCUCUACUCUUCCAGUACCCAGGAGUUCACAGCAAGUGCUACUUCCAAGCUCAAGCUCCCUGUCACUAUGAAGGGAAAUAUUUUACCCUGGGUGAGUCUUGGCUCCGCAAGGACUGUUUCCAUUGCACCUGUCUGCAUCCCGUCGGUGUGGGCUGCUGUGACACGUCCCAGCAUCCCAUCGACUUCCCCGCUGGAUGUGAGGUACGUCAGGAGGCAGGAACCUGCCAAUUCUCCCUGGUGCAAAAAUCUGACCCUCGGCUGCCCUGCAAAGGGGGAGGACCCAACCUAGAGUGGGGCUCGGCUAACACUCCUGAUCCUGGGGCUCCUGCUCCCCACUCCAGUUAA
Molecule: messenger RNA, 525 nt
Organism: Loxodonta africana (African savanna elephant)
Lineage: Eukaryota; Metazoa; Chordata; Mammalia; Proboscidea; Elephantidae
Gene: MSMP
Product: microseminoprotein, prostate associated
Exons: 3
Coding region: 1-525 (174 amino acids)
Cellular component (GO): cytoplasm
Source: RefSeq, a predicted model, not a curated record